AUGUCAGAAUUCAAGGAUAUCGGAUUAAAUGAUCCUGAAAACAAACGCGCUCAUAGUGCUAAUAGCGACAUGGACAAGUUAACAGAUGAUUUUCAAGACACAGAUUUUAAGGGCGGGACCCUUUCACUUUCGCAAGACCAAGAUUUGUUGACUAAUACACCUUCCGCGUCUAAUCCGAGCAGUGUGGAUGGAGCUCUAGAAAAUGCAGCUGAGCAUUGUCGUCCUGUUGUUUUGGAAAAUAUUGAUGGAGAACUAAGAGGGGUGUGGCUGCUUACGGAGAUUGACCACUGGGACAAUGAGAAGGAGCGCUUGAUUUUUUUGACAGACCACACCCUCAUCAGCUUGAAAUAUGAUUUCAUAGCACAGAAAUUGUUGGAAUACAAACGUUAUCCAGUUACCCAGUUUGAUCAGAUUGUUGUUGGAGAACUAAAGUAUCCCGAGAAAUCUCUGAUGCCGAGAAUUAAUGAAGCAGUUGGCUUUGUGAAAGAACAAGUUAUACCCAAAAUUCGACAGAUAAGGCCGAACUCUCAGCCUGGUCAGCCGCCUUUGCAGAGUCAAAAUGAAGCCACAGACAAAGCAAACCUGCUAGUACCCAGUCCACGACAUCAAAACGGUAUAAAAUGCCUAUGGAAUCAAGGUCAACCGCUUCCCCUCUUAAAGAACUGGAAUCCAUGGUCAAGGGAGAUUCCAUGGAUAACCUUUACCUCUCAUCCUCUGGUGUGUCAGGAAGGUGGAAACAAGGCUGCCUUCGAUGUCAACGACUUUACUCGUACCUUCGUCCAGCAGAUAGAGAGAAAAGGUACCGGAAAUCCCGAGUCCCCAAAAACUGGUGAGGGUACGGUAAAAAAAUGUCAAAUUACCUACGAACCGAUUGUUAUCGAAAACUAUGCAGGAUUAGCAUCAGCUUUUCAUAACGCUAAUCAGUUUGGAUUUUUUAAGCUGCAUGAUGAGAUUUUUGAGCUCCAUGCUUAAGUUGUUCUUCGGAAAUGAAGAAGACUGGUCGUGAAGCCUGAAAACCUCAUCUAGAAACCAGAGGAGCAGCAUGUGGAGUCCAUAAAAAAAUACUGUAAACACAUUUAAUAUAAUAUUGAAUUUCAACAAGCCAACAAUAAAAACAAAACUGAAAUAACAUUAUGCUUACUCUUAUCAAGUACAUUUAUGUUAUAGAUAAAAAUAUACAAGAAAAAAAAAGGACAAUAUUUGGAAAAUAUCAUAAGCUACAUAACUUAUACAUAUAUUUAAUAAUACUACCUACCACACACAAGUUCUUUUCUGUUUUUUGGCUUUUAUUUUUUUGACACAGUGGAUAUAUAUAUAUAUGUAUAUGUAUAUAUACUGUCACCUGCUUUAUAAGCAUACUUUUAAAUUUCUAUACUGCUUUAUUAUCAGCGACAUCUGGGAUUUUUAUUAUCCAACACGUCAAGAAUGAGCUACAUUUAGAAAGGGUAAGUUACUAACGUCACUAAAAAAAAAAAAA
Messenger RNA from Limulus polyphemus (Atlantic horseshoe crab), 1477 nucleotides. Its product is annotated as tumor protein p63-regulated gene 1-like protein. The record is from RefSeq and is a predicted model, not a curated record. NCBI's taxonomy places the organism in Eukaryota, Metazoa, Arthropoda, Merostomata, Xiphosura, Limulidae. Gene Ontology annotation, cellular component: cytoplasm. The transcript has 6 exons. The coding region runs from base 1 to 972 and encodes 323 amino acids.